Molecule: messenger RNA, 1957 nt
Organism: Spirometra erinaceieuropaei
Lineage: Eukaryota; Metazoa; Platyhelminthes; Cestoda; Diphyllobothriidea; Diphyllobothriidae
Source: the annotation of a GenBank genome assembly
AUGAUUGUGUCGACCUCGUUGUCCCCAGACUGGCAGGGUAAGCCCGCUCACUCUGGCAGCCUGGGAUGUUCGUUCCCUUUUAGACAAUCCGAGGAGCAACCGACCGGAACGGGGGACGGCGCUAGUGGCACAAGAACUCGCCCGCUACAAGGUGGAUAUCGCCGCACUCAGCGAGACCCGAUUCUCCGAACAAGGCCAACUGGAGUAGGUGGGUGCCGGUUACACCUUCUUCUGGAGUGGUCGGCCCAGGCCAGAGGGACGAGACGCGGGUGUCGCCUUCGCCAUCCGGAACGACAUCGUGCGACGACGGCCCAGUCUGCGGCAGGGCAUCAACGAUCGCCUGAUGAGCCUCCGCCUGCCUCUCCGGCGAGGAGGCAAGUUCGCCACCAUCAUCAGCGCCUACGCUCCGACGAUGACCAACCCCGACGCCGUCAGAGACAAAUUCUACGAGGACCUGCACGCCCUCUUGGCGACUGUGUCGAAGGCGGACAAGUUGAUUGUCCUUGGCGACUUCAACGUCCGCGUCGGCACAGACCAUACUGCCUGGAGAGGAGUGCUGGGUCCCCAGGGUCUCCGCGGCUCCAACGACAAUGGUCUGCUACUUCUCCGCACCUGCGCAGAACACCGCCUCAUCCUGACGAACACGUUAUUCUGUAUGCCGGAACGAGAGAAGUCCACCUGGAGGCAUCCUCGGUCGCGUCAGUGGCACCUGCUGGACUAUGUCCUCGUCCGGAGGCGAGAUCAGCGGGACGUGCUGGUGACGAAGGCGAUCGCGGGUGCUGACGGGUGGACCGAUUGUCGCCUCGUCAUAUCGAAGAUGCGUAUUCGCCUACAGCCUCGCAGGAGACCACAAGGUAAGCGACCCCCAGGUAAGCUGAAUGUUGCCUUUUUGUCUUUGCCCGCUCACCAUCUUCAUUUCAGCAAUGAGCUAGCUCAACGGCUAGACAACCUUCCUAUCGCUGCCGACGCUGCCGCUGCCGAGAACGCCUCCGUGGAGAAUCGCUGGUGUCAACUGCGAGACACGGUCCAGUCGACGGCACUCGCCGUCCUCGGUCGUGCUCCCCGCCAACAUCAGGACUGGUUCGACGACAACGACACCGCCAUCAGAAAUCUGCUUUCUGAGAAGAACCGCCUACACAAAGCCUACGUAGAUCGCCCCACUGAUGCCACCAAAGCUGCCUUCUACCGCAGUCGCAGCCAACUUCAGCAACGACUGCGCGAGAUGCAGGACGCCUGGACUGCUCGCAAAGCUGAGUAGAUCCAAGGCUACGCGGACCGCAACGAAUGGAAGAACUUCUUCUCUGCGAUCAAAGCUGUCUACGGUUCGGCGACGAAGGGCACUGCUACUCUCCUCAGCGCCGACGGCAGUACUCUCCUGACUGAGAAGACACAAAUUCUACAGCGAUGGGCCGAACAUUUCCGAGGCGUCCUCAACCGCCCUUCUGCCAUCUCUGACGCCGCCAUCGAGCGUUUGCCGCAAGUGGAGACCAACGUGGACCUCGACCUGCCGCCAUCUCUCCAGGAGACCAUCAGAGCCGUGCAGCAGCUCUCCAGCGGGAAACCACCCGGAUCGGACGCAAUCCCUGCCGAGGUCUACAAGCACGGAGGUCCCCUACUGAUGGAUCACCUGACUGCGCUCUUCCAGGAGAUGUGGCGUCAAGGCGAAUUCCCGCAAGAUUUCAAGGACGCAACCAUGGUGCAUCUCUACAAGCGCAAAGGGAAUCACCAAGUCUGCGACAAUCACCGCGGCAUCUCCCUACUGAACAUCGCCGGGAAGAUCUUCGCACGAAUCCUCCUCAACCGUCUCAAUAACCAUCUCGAACAGGGCCUUCUGCCUGAAAGCCAAUGCGGCUUUCGUCGUCAUCGUGGGACCACGGAUAUGAUCUUCGCCGCCGUCAACUUCAGGAGAAGUGCCAGGAGAUGCGGACCCACCUGUACUCUACCUUCGUGGACCUGA